AUGGUUGGGUGGGCGAUAGCGCUUCACGGCGGUGCCGGAGAUAUUCCGAUUGAUUUACCGGAAAACCGACGUAUCCCUCGCGAGAUCGCCCUCCGUCACUGCCUCGAUAUCGGCGUUGCCGCCCUCAAAUCCGGCAAGCCUCCACUGGACGUCGCUGAACUCGUCGUUCGUGAACUCGAAAACCACCCGGACUUCAAUGCGGGUAAAGGUUCUGUUCUGACUACGGAAGGUACUGUUGAAAUGGAAGCUUCCAUUAUGGAUGGGAAAUCAAAACGAUGUGGAGCGGUCUCGGGCUUGACCACUGUCGUUAAUCCCAUCUCUUUAGCUCGACUCGUCAUGGAAAAAACUCCUCAUAUCUAUCUUGCAUUCGAUGCAGCCGAAGCAUUCGCAAGAGCACAUGGUGUUGAGACGGUGGAAUCAAGCCAUUUCAUAACUCCUGAAAACAUUGCAAGGCUAAAUCAGGCCAAAGAAUUCAAUCGAGUCCAGUUGGACUACACUGCCCCUACCCCGAAAGAACCGGAAAAUUGUGGCGAUAGUCAAAUAGGAACGGUCGGAUGUGUAGCUGUGGACAGUGCCGGAAAUCUAGCUUCGGCUACAUCAACGGGCGGUUAUGUCAACAAAAUGGUUGGCAGAAUCGGGGAUACACCAGUCAUUGGCGCAGGAACAUACGCUAAUCAUCUUUGUGCCGUCUCAGCCACGGGUAAAGGAGAAGAGAUAAUCCGUGGAACCGUGGCUAGAGACGUGGCUGCACUAAUGGAGUUUAAGGGUUUGUCUUUAGCCGAGGCAGCGGCUUAUGCUGUUGACCAAUCGGGACCCAGAGGAACCUGUGGACUUGUUGCUGUCUCGGCCAAUGGUGAAGUCGCUAUGCCGUUUAACACCACGGGAAUGUUCAGGGCUUGUGCCACCGAAGAUGGUUACAAUGAAGUCGCAAUCUGGCCAAAGAACUGA
This is a messenger RNA of Arabis nemorensis, 948 nucleotides long. The record is from the annotation of a GenBank genome assembly. Lineage: Eukaryota; Viridiplantae; Streptophyta; Magnoliopsida; Brassicales; Brassicaceae.